AUGGACUCUCGUUCAGGCACUGGCUCUUUGUCAGGCAACAAUGUUCCAACCUCUCCCGAGUCGCUGGAGGGUCGGACGAGUACUGAUCAAUCAGUUCCGUCUGGUUCUGAACAGUAUGGAGACGGAUCACCAAUGGAAGGCAAAGGACCAGGCUUUCCCAACAUGAACUUUCUACGUACUUUUGCGAACCCUAUGCAGAAGAAGGUUACAAGAGAUGGCCAACCGGCCAAACGACGAGGUCCAAAACCAGACAGUAAACCCGCACAGACGCGCAGGCAAGAGCUCAAUCGACAAGCGCAAAGGCACGAUCGCCACCAAUGA
Lithohypha guttulata is the source of this 321-nucleotide messenger RNA. RefSeq lists its product as uncharacterized. The record is from RefSeq and is a predicted model, not a curated record. NCBI's taxonomy places the organism in Eukaryota, Fungi, Ascomycota, Eurotiomycetes, Chaetothyriales, Trichomeriaceae. The coding region runs from base 1 to 321 and encodes 106 amino acids. The transcript is spliced from 2 exons.